Molecule: messenger RNA, 482 nt
Organism: Cherax quadricarinatus
Lineage: Eukaryota; Metazoa; Arthropoda; Malacostraca; Decapoda; Parastacidae
Source: RefSeq, a predicted model, not a curated record
AAAACAGCAGCUGGUGUGCCUCUCCUCCUCUCCAGCCCAACACCACCACAGGUGCAAUGUCUAAUAAGGACAAACAAAAAAAUGUGAACCGAGAGGUUCGGAUUGGUAAGCUGUGUCUGAAUAUCUGCGUUGGAGAAUCUGGUGACAAACUGACUCGUGCUGCAAAGGUGCUGGAAUCUUUGACUGGUCAGAAGCCAGUGUUCUCCAAGGCACGCUAUACUGUGCGCUCCUUUGGCAUCCGCCGUAAUGAGAAGAUAGCAGUCCACUGCACAGUCAGAGGACCCAAGGCAGAAGAGAUUUUAGAAAAAGGAUUAAAGGUCCGUGAAUAUGAGCUCGUCGUGACAAAUUCUCCAAAGGAAAUUUUGGGGUUUUGGUACCGGGUACAAAAAGACGCCGGGAAACCAGGCAAGAUUGGGGCCCCAGCACUGUCUGGCAAGGAGGAUGAAACAAGGGUUCCAGACCCAAAAAUGAGGGUCUCAUGA